Molecule: messenger RNA, 2700 nt
Organism: Mesorhabditis spiculigera
Lineage: Eukaryota; Metazoa; Nematoda; Chromadorea; Rhabditida; Rhabditidae
Source: the annotation of a GenBank genome assembly
AUGUCUGAAUACCACAAGAGCGAUGCGGCCGUGCCGGAAGUCACGCUGCCCGGCCCGAUCGCGCCCGGCACCGACGGCGAAGCGGUGGAUCUCUACAGCAACUUCUUCAAAUUGGACGUAUCCGGCGAGACGAUGGUCUACAAGUACGAGCUCGACGUGACCGCCAGCCGAUACGAGGACAUGGACGAUGUGACAAAGAAGCACGUGAUGCUGACCCGCGAACCGGCGCAGGGGGGUCUCCGUCUGGUCUACCGGGAGAUCUGCUCUCGGAUCGUCAAACACUGCAUCACUAGCGAGAAUGGCCUGCCGAACUGGAACACCUGCAUGUUCUACGAUCAGCACCGUCUGCUCUACGUCAUCGGCCGGCGCAUCGACAGCGAAGGGAUGAUCACGGCUCGGUAUCCACUGCCUGAUGAGAGGCUCUAUGCUCCCUUCAAGUUUGCUCGCCUGGAAUUCCGCUAUGCUGGCCAGAUGACGUUGUCCAACUCCACCAUCUCGGAGCUCACCGGUCCGCUGGCCCGCACCAAGGACGACCAAUCCGCAAAUUGCUACGUCGAGGUCGCCGUCUCGAAGAGCUGCUUCGAAAACCUCGAAAAUGGGCAAGAAGGUCAAGCUCGGAAGUUCUUGUGCUUCUCGAGGAACCGAAUUUUUCUGCGCAACCCGGUUGAAGCUCAAGAUUCCAAUUUGUCGGAGCAGAAGCAAAUUCUGCUGGGUUCCAAGAAGAGCGUGGAGCUGAUCGCCGGCGAGGGCAAUCAGCCGCAGUUGGCCCUCAAUAUCGAUGCAGAAAAGGGCUGUUUCCUGAAGGCCGGCCCGAUCUUGGAUACUGCGCGCCGGAUCUGCAAUGUCCAAUCGCCUACUGUGGGAUGGAGCAUGGAAGCGGUCGAGAAGCUUAACCGCGUGCUAAAAGGUGUGCUCGUCGGUACCAGCUACGCUGGGAUGCACCAGAACUUUCGCAUCGACCGCAUCGUCCCGGAGACCGCCCGCAACGCCAGGUUCGAGACCAAGGAGGGCAAGACAUGGACGGUCGAGGAAUACUUCAAACAGCAUCGCAAUGUCGCCAUCGAGUGGCCGCUGGCUCCGUUAGCAGAAGUGAAGCGCGGCCCCGGGCGUAGCCACUUCCCGCUCGAGUUCCUGGCAGCAUACGAAGGACACAUUGUGCCGACAGCCAAGCAAACGCCCGAGAUUAUGAAGACUUUCGUUCGCUCUGCCGCAAUGGUACCGGAUUAUCGCCAAGGCGCCAUCAUGAAUCUGAUCAAGGAACAGAAUAUCGGCCUCGACCUCAGCCAGAGCGCGCAUCUGAAAGUCAACACCGUCGAACCAAUCGGGUUCAAAGCAAGAAAGAUCCCGGCCCCGCUAGCCGUCUACCAGCCUGGAAGUGCAAACAUUAGUCAAGGGACCUGGCGCAAGCCGCAGGGCGCCGGCUUCUUAGUGCCGAAGACGCUUCAGAAAUGGGCGUUCUUCGCCGUGUCGGAUCGUCCCAUCAGCAACUUUGAUGCGCAGCGCUUCACACAAGGCUUCGCGGACGAGUGCAAGAAGCGACAGAUGAACCUGCCCCCAUGCGCUUACAUGGAUGUCCUCGGCUCAGAGAAGCUGGAAUGGGCUUUCAUGAACCUGCGGCAGAACGGCUUCGACUUUGCCCUAUUCGCCAUGGAAGAUCAGCUGAAGCUGCAAGACCGUCUGAAGUACUUGGAACGAACGUUCGAAGUGGCCAGCCAGAACAUGAAGUGGUCGACGGCGCAAGCAAUCAUGACUGGGCGAAAGGCUGCCACCCUCGAGAACAUUGUGCAAAAGUUCAACGUGAAGCUUGGCGGCCAGAACUACGCGGUCAGGCGCGGGAAGGGAUUUACUUCCGAGCUGCACAAGGGCGAAGCGCUUGUUUUGGGCAUCGGCCCCGUCGAACUGAUGAAAGACCUCGACGAGGCUUGCUUCCAGAAGCUCGGCGGCCAAUCCAGCGCGAAGCCGGUCGUCCUUUCGUAUUCCGGAAACUUUGGUGAGGUCAACGGCUCUUUCAUUGGCGACUUUGUGAUCGAGAAGUUUGCGAAUCCGCAAGACGCCAAGGUCAUGGGCGGAAAUCUUGUUGCGAAGGCGCUCACGGCGCUUCAAGCUGUUCCGGGGCGCAUGGACACGCUGAAGCGCGUCGUCAUCUACCGUAGUGGCACGAUCGACACGGACUUGCAACGAAUUGCUGCUGUUGAAGUGCCAAUGAUUCUGGGGAAGAUCCGUGAAGCGUUGCCCGGGAAAUCGAUCCUUUUCACCUACAUCAUGGCGCACAAGGAUCAUCACGUCCGCUUCUUCAACCAAAAGAUCGUGAGCGGGGAUACGCCGGCCAAGAAGAACAUUCCGCCGGGCACCGUCGUCGACCGGUUCGUCAUCAGCCCCCAUGGACGUGAAUUCUACCUGAACGCGCACACGGCCCUCCAGGGCACCGCCAAAGCUCCAAAGUACACCGUGCUCUACGAUGACGCCAACUUGUCGAUGGACUAUCUACAGGGGAUGACUUACGACUUGUGCCAUAUGCACCAGAUCGUCAACCUGCCUACGGCUCUUCCUAGCCCCUUGCGCAUCGCCGCCGAGUACGGCGACCGCGGACGUCGGCUUUUCAACGAGUUCAUGAAGGGGCACGAUGCGGCCAGCGCAGUCGACUUCCAUGCGCUCGAGUACUGCAACAGCAGCACCUUCAAGGCGCGCCGCAUCAAUGCU